Molecule: messenger RNA, 750 nt
Organism: Strongyloides ratti
Lineage: Eukaryota; Metazoa; Nematoda; Chromadorea; Rhabditida; Strongyloididae
Product: Proteasome subunit alpha type-5
Exons: 2
Coding region: 1-750 (249 amino acids)
Biological process (GO): proteasome-mediated ubiquitin-dependent protein catabolic process
Cellular component (GO): proteasome core complex, alpha-subunit complex; nucleus; proteasome core complex
Source: RefSeq, a predicted model, not a curated record
AUGUUUUUGACAAGAAGUGAGUAUGAUCGUGGAGUUAAUACCUUUUCUCCAGAAGGACGUCUUUUUCAAGUUGAAUAUGCUAUUGAAGCCGUAAAACUUGGAUCAACAGCAAUUGGAAUUUGUACAAGUGAAGGAGUCAUUCUUGCUGCAGAAAAAAGAACAGUUUCACCAUUAGUUAUUGGUAAGACACAUGAAAAAAUAUCUCAAGUAGAUACACAUAUUGGAGUUGCAUUUGCCGGAAUUAUUGCAGAUUCACGUACAUUAGUUGAAAGGGCACAAAUAGAAGCUCAAAAUUAUUGGUUUACCUACAACAAAAAAUGUGGUGUUGAUGAUGUUACAAGAUCUGUUGCUAAUGUUGCUCUUCAAUUCGGUGAUGAUGAUGUAAAAGCUUCAAUGUCUCGUCCAUUUGGUGUAUCUAUGUUAUUUGGUGGUGUUGAUGAAGAAGGUCCAAAACUAUUUCACGUUGAUCCAUCAGGAACAUUUACUCAAUGUGAUGCUAAAAGUGUUGGUUCUGCUUGUGAAGGAGCAACUCAUAAUAUUAAAGAACAAUAUCAUGAAGCUAUCACACUUUUAGAAGCAAAAAAAAUGGCUUUAAAUAUUCUUAAACUAGUUAUGGAAGAAAAAAUUAGCUGUGAUACAGUUGAAAUGGUACAAAUAACUCCAGAAAAAAAUGAAAAAGGUGAUCAGACAGGGAAAUUCCAUAGGCUCACAGAUGUUGAAAUGACUCCACUUAUUGAAUCGGUUGCCUAA